Paecilomyces variotii is the source of this 1925-nucleotide messenger RNA. RefSeq names its product putative C2H2 transcription factor BrlA. Gene Ontology annotation, biological process: regulation of transcription by RNA polymerase II. The record is from RefSeq and is a predicted model, not a curated record. Gene Ontology annotation, cellular component: chromatin. The transcript has a single exon. Bases 315 to 1589 code for a protein of 424 amino acids. Gene Ontology annotation, molecular function: DNA-binding transcription factor activity, RNA polymerase II-specific; RNA polymerase II cis-regulatory region sequence-specific DNA binding. Lineage: Eukaryota; Fungi; Ascomycota; Eurotiomycetes; Eurotiales; Thermoascaceae.
UAAUCGUCCCCGCCCUCGAGGCCGGAUAUAUGAGGCGAGGAAUUUGUUAUUUGACCUCGUUGUCCCCGGUGCCCUGGACCUGCUUCUCCCUCCACCUGCAACAUUCUUUCUCCCGCUCAUUACCUAAAGUUUUAUCACGUUCCUUUCACCAACUUCAGCACGAGUCGAAUUCUUUCUUUUCUGUCUCCUGGAUUCUUCUCUCUUCACACAUCGCAGAAGAAGUUCAAGAUCACAGGAGCCUAACAAUCAUUUGAACAGGCGGAGACAUCAUUGAUCCUAUCCUUAAUCAGAUCGACCACGAGGACACUGAAGAUAUGAGAUCCGAGUGCAAUAUGUCUGACAGACUCACCAUCGACGUCGACUGUGGUUCAUAUGGAUCGAGCGAGUGUCCUUCUAUGGCCUCGAGUUUCUCGCCUUUGGAUUCACCCACCCCGACCCCAACCACUAUCUAUAGUCAAGGGUCCCUGGCCUCACCCGGCUGGCCCGACGGACAGUCAUUCUCUGGCCAUCACUUCGAAACAACCCAUGCAACCACUCCUUUGAGGAGCAGCUUCCGUCUUGCAGAGAUGACCUCGGACGGCAUGCAGCUGCCCUAUGCUAACAUGGAUGGAAACUUCGAUUACUUGCCCGGCUAUGCCGACAGCGGCGAGCAGCUCUGGAUCCAGUCGGACAUGCCCAAGGGCUAUGACAACGGCAACCCUUUUCCUUAUCAGCCAACCAUGCCGCAGUACAAUCAUAUGGCUAGGAACUAUUACCAUGGCGGCCAGCGUGGUUACCUUCCUGAAUCCGUCUCCAACCCCUGCUUGUCCCGUCCUAUCUUUCAUCAACCAGAACGGCUUCCGAGCUCCAUGUCGAUGAACAGCAUCCCACAGUGGAUGCCAUCUGCAGAUGCCAUCUCUCCUCAGACUAUCACCCCGUCUCAGGCGUUCCCAGAAGCUCCCGUCACGCCGCCUCCUUCCUACUCCGCGUUCCCCGCCUCCAUCCACAGUCUCCGCACUCACACACCGACGACCCCUAUUCGAUCUAGUCCCAUGACGACCUCAUCUAGCUCAGGGACGCCAAUGACUCGUGUAUCUUGCGGUGGUAAUGAGUACAUGGAAGAUGACUUCAACUUGUCUCCUGGUAUGCGUGAAAGUCUCAGACAACGACAGCUCCAGAGGCGCCCUUCCAAGAAGACCGUUAAGAAGCCGGUCCCCAAGCAGAGCCUCAAGCUUGAGAACUUGCCCUCCAUCAUCAAGCAGGUUCAGUUCCGAUGCAAGGAGCCAGGUUGUAAAGGUCGAUUCAAGAGGCAAGAGCAUCUCAAGAGGCACAUGAAGAGCCACUCCAAGGAGAAGCCUCAUGUAUGCUGGGUGCCAGGAUGCAACCGGGGUUUCUCCAGAAGCGAUAACCUCAAUGCACACUACACCAAGACUCACAGCAAGAGGGGUGGCCGCAACCGCUAUGUUGCUACCCUUGACGAGACAAGCCCUGACUAUGACCCAGACUUCCGCGGUCAAUUGACCCCUGAUGGUCGUCCCAUUUAUGGCUCCAAGCUGGAUGACCCGAUCCCGCAGGCCCAGGAGACCGACAUUGACAACUGGGACGACUAAAGGGACCAUUAUGGUCAGACAUCCUCGUUACCGGGAGUUUCUUUUUCCUUCUUUUAGAUUGGUACAGACGCAGGGCAAGGCAGGCCCGGGCUGGCGCUUCACGGCGUACUUGUACAACUCCAAAUACCUUUUGUGGCAUCUGUUUUUAUUUUUUUCUGUCGAAUAAUUCCCAUUUUGUUAUUAUCUGGCGUCCAUGUUGUGUCUUGUCAUCGCUGCAUAGUUGGGAACCGUUGAUACUCUUAUUGGUCUGGAUAACGUUUCUAUCCUUGUGUUUUUACUUUUUUUUCUUUUCUUUUUUUGAAGACUCAUGUAUGAUCAAAAGAUUCUUGGACGCGU